This is a messenger RNA of Oryzias melastigma (Indian medaka), 2160 nucleotides long. Its product is annotated as class I histocompatibility antigen, F10 alpha chain. Bases 925 to 2022 code for a protein of 365 amino acids. NCBI's taxonomy places the organism in Eukaryota, Metazoa, Chordata, Actinopteri, Beloniformes, Adrianichthyidae. Gene Ontology annotation, biological process: immune response. The record is from RefSeq and is a predicted model, not a curated record. The transcript has 10 exons. Gene Ontology annotation, cellular component: external side of plasma membrane.
CCAGUGCUGAGUGUCAAGCAGGGAGGCACUGGGUCCCAUUUUUAGAGUCUUGAACCCACGACCUUCCAAUCUCAGGGCGGACACUCUACCACAAGGCCACUGAGCGGAAUCCUGAUUAUAUCAGUUGGUGUUACAAAGUGAAUUUUGGCUUUUAUGUCUCUGUAGAGUGAAAUCAUUUUUUUACAUCCUCUUAUGGUUAACUGUUUACUUAUCAACUCAAAAUGUAAACAAUCAAUUUUAUCUGAGGGCGGUUGACCUUUGAUCAGAAAAUUACAGGUUGGAUUCCCAGCUGAAGUGCCCUUGGGCAAGACACCGAACCCCACUUUUCCUCUGGCGUUUAUAGGUUAGCACCAAUGUUCAGCAGCGGAACUGCUAUUAAUGUCCUAAUGAGACUGCGACUGUAAAGUACUUUGGGCCUUCAAGGAAGGUAGUAAAGCGCCAUACAAGUAUUCGCCAUUUACCAAAAGAUAUAUCUGACAGAAACUACACGCUGGAAAUAUGAUUUGUCCUGGACCAGGUCCGCUUCUGUCAGGGCGGGUCACAAGACCACCCAAAAUGACAGACCCAGGAGUGGAUGAAGUUCAGUUUAUUUAUUGCUGAAGGAUGAUGAGAUGGAAGCAGGCAGGAUGCAGUAACGCCGCCAGACACCAGGGGGUGCUGAAGCCGCAGAUGAGGGCGCCGUUGGAGAGCAGAGCAGAAUGAGUGGAGAGGAAGAGUCCUUUAGUUUGUUGAAGUUUGUAGCGGUCUUGAAUGGGGUAAUCCAUGAAGAGGAGGUCUUUGCAGCAACAGGAUCUUUGGACAGGCUUUGAACAGGACUUGCAGCGUGGUGGAAGCAGGAAAUCAAUCCCAGCGGAGUAGCAGCGUUGUCGCGGGAACACAGCGUGAAUGCACGGGACGUAAAGACAGGCAGAGAUACACUCUCUGAUGCACACCUGCACGGCCUUCUCUGAACCUGUGAACCUGACAGGCAUCCAUAAAUUCUCUGCUAUUGGUCUGCUGGACGGCAGAAUGAUCUACUACUAUGACAGCACUAUUCAAAAGACAAUUCCCAAACAGAAGUGGAUAAAGGAGAUACUCGAACAGGAAUACUGGGAUAAAGGUACAGAGUACGAGAAGGGAGAAGAGAAGCGAUUCGAAAUCCUGAUCAGCCAAAAGAAAUCAAGUCCCAAAGACAUUCAUGUUCUUCAGUCGUUACAUGGCUGUUUCGCUGAAGAGGAUGAAAAUGGUACCCUCCAGUUUAAGCGUAGCUUGGACAGAAACAAGUAUGACGGAAAUGACAUCCAGGCUGCAUGGAGCAACCCCCAUGUGAUAGUGUCUUAUGACAAGAAGGAGUGCAUGGACAUGAUGAAAACAUUCCUCGUUUAUUCAACAUCAGAGCUCAUAAAUGCCUCCAUUACCAAACCACCUGAAGUGUUCAUGUUUGCAACACAAGCUAAAGAAAAAACAAACAUUGUGCUGACCUGCUUAGCCACAGGCUUUUAUCCAAAGAAUAUUACUAUGGAGAUCAAGAGAAACGGCCGUGUUCUAACAGCAGAUGAUGGGCUGCUUUCAACCGGGGUUCGCCCAAAUGACGAUGACACUCUACAAAGACGAGACCAUGUGGAGAUUCUGAGGACAGACUCUGCAAAUUACACUUGCAGAAUCACCAAUAAAAAAUUCGGUAUAGAUGCUGAGAAGACCUGGGAUCGACAUCUUCCUUUAAAUGAUGACGCAGGAGGAGCUAUUGCUGUCGACGUUGUUGUUGUUGGAGUCGUCUUGCUUGUGUUUGUCCCAGUGGUGAUUGUGUGGUUCAAGAGAAAUCUUUGUUUUUCUGUAGGAACUUCACAAAAAAAUCCUUCUGUUUCUUCAACUCCUGCCAUAACUGCAGGUUCAGAAAAUAUUCCUUUGAUCAACCUCCCAAGAGCGGUGUCAUCCCCAAGGGGAAUUCCCAACCAAAGAACACCAAACCCCUCAUUAAGAAGAUCAAUGUCUGACCCCACGAGGAAGACCAGCAAGAAGAAGACAUUUUAUUCCAGCAUUUAGCUGUCUAAAGAUUAGGGAAGUGUUAAGUCAGUGGCGGGCCGUGCAUUUCACACCUAGGCCUUCAGUAGUGCUCCAUCUGAAUCAAUCCAACCGUCAUUAACUAUUUUAUGGCAAUAAAACUUCUACUGCAGGUACAGC